AUGCUCUCUAUCUUUCGCGGGCGGCGUUAUGUGAUUGUUGCGAGCCUCGCUACUUUCAUAUUCAUCACGGUCUGCGUGUAUUCCCAACGAGGAAUUUUCUUUCAGGACUCGAGGAAUGCUCUAAACGAUGUCCCUCACCAAGCGCCUCCUAUCCAAAAGCAUGGCUAUCCCCUUCCUGUGGCCUUGUCUCCUCCCGGAGAUUACCCCUCAACGUUGAGCGCGGCGCCUCAGAGUCGUUUCUGCGCCGAACGAUUUGACCUUCAGUACUUGGAGAAUGCCGCCAAGAAUCAGACUAAUUACUGUGAUGUCAACUCCAAGUCAAGCAUAACCUGUUUUCAUACUCAAAUCGACCCAGGAGGUCGAGUAGAUUCAUUCUGUGUUUCAGGGCCCGCGACCUUCGACCACAGCCAAAAGAAAUUCAUCCUGGACUGUUCCCUUCGAUCAUUGAGCGCCGAGGAAUCAAGCAAGGGCGUGCCAAAAUUUGAAGGGUUUCCGGCCUAUUGGUAUGGGACGGGACCGCGACAGAUAUUCAGCGAUUUUGUACGUCUCGAUAGGAGUGAAAACCCUUCCCAUAAGCUUCCACGUGGACGACGGAAUUUCUCGGUCCUCAUUAAACGUGAAGACAGCCACUAUAACGUUUUCCAUUCUCUCAUGGAGAUUGUUGGGCUCUCCUUGACGUUGGAUACCAUGAGGAUGGCUCAAAAUAGAGACACCACCCUCCCCUUCAUUACGCCAGAGGAGUUCGCCAAUACCCAAGUUAUUAUCUUGGAUGACCUCCUGGACGGGCCUUACUUUGAUCUAUGGAAACUCUUUGCGAAGCAGCCAACGAUCAGACUGAAAGAUAUAUCGGCAUCCGCAGAUAUCAAUUUGGAUAACAUUAUAGUCCCCUUACCUGGGGGUGGUAGCCCCUUUUGGCAGAGUCAUUGGGAGCCACUCGAUUGUGAACAAUCGGAACUUCUGCAAACGUUCUCCAAAAGAGUUCUCAACUUUUAUAACAUCCGGGAUGACGCUCGCCCUGUGGGGAAAAGCCCGCUUGUGCUUACGUUCAUCGACCGCAAGGAGAAGAGACGCUUGAUUAAUCAGGACCAAUACAUUGAGCGUCUGAAGGCCAAAUUCCCAGUGGUUGAGGUUAACGUGGUGGAUUUGGCUUCGUUGCCCUUUCGCGAGCAAAUAAAACUAGUUCGCCACACCGACAUCCUCGCUGGCGUGCACGGGGCCGGGUUAACGCAUGGAAUGUUCCUACCUCCGCAUUCAACAAUCGCCGAAAUACUGCCCCCCAAACUAGAAAAUAAGGGUUUCCGAAACCUUGCGAAGAAAAUGGGUCACAAAUAUUUUAGCAGCCACGCGGCGGAGCAUCAGACCAGUGACUCGAAAAAUGAUUGGCAGUUUGAUGACGUCUUCAUUGAGGAGGACCGUUUUACGAAUCUAUUGGAAAUCGCCGUGAAGAGCAUGUACAACAGAGGCUUGCAUGAUGAGGAUGUCAAUUAA
This is a messenger RNA of Histoplasma mississippiense, 1488 nucleotides long. RefSeq lists its product with no specific name. The record is from RefSeq and is a predicted model, not a curated record. The transcript has a single exon. Gene Ontology annotation, cellular component: endoplasmic reticulum lumen. NCBI's taxonomy places the organism in Eukaryota, Fungi, Ascomycota, Eurotiomycetes, Onygenales, Ajellomycetaceae. Gene Ontology annotation, molecular function: protein N-acetylglucosaminyltransferase activity. The coding region runs from base 1 to 1488 and encodes 495 amino acids.